CACCAUAGGAGAUUUAUGCAAGUAAAAACAAGAAACCCUAGUUGUUGAAGCAUGCAGCUUAGUUAUAUCUGGAUUCUGGACUAUAAGAAUGAUGAAAGGAAGUUGGGCUCAUUCAUUUCUUCACAAUCUAAAUGCAGAUUGACAAUGACCCAGAGGCCGAUCUGACUGGUAGAUUGCCGGUGGAUAUUCUUUCUUCUAUAAUAUCAUUAAACUCAUUGAGGGAGGCUGCCACUACUAGUAUCCUUUCAAAAAGAUGGAGAUACAUUUGGAGGACCUCUUCUAAUCUUGACCUAGAUGCCAAAAACAUGCUUGGACAUUUUUUAUACUCGGACCAUUUCAAAAGGCAGCCUACUCUGUGGAAACAGAAGCAAAAGGGAAGAUUUGUUAGAUGGGCCAAUCAUAUUCUAGAACUCUAUGUCGGCAAAAACGUAGAUUCCUUCAAGGUUGAGUAUCCGUUGGGUAGUGAUCAUGGUUGCGACGUUGAUCGAUGGAUUCAAUUUGCAAUUGAUAUGCAAGUUCAAAAGCUUGACAUCAACCUGUUAGACGAUCAUUUGUCAGACUUGUAUCAUGAGCUCUAUAAAUUUCCAUAUUGGCUAUUUGCUCUAGCAGGGAAACGGCCAAAGAUAAAACAUUUGUCUUUGAAUUUUUGCAGCCUGAGUAUUCCAGAAAAUUACAAUGGCUUGAACUCCCUUUCAUCCCUCGCAUUGAAAAAGACAAGUUUAAAUCAAGAGGAUGUGGAUAACAUUUUGUCUAGUUGCCCAUCUUUAGAAUGGUUUAGUAUAAGCGAAUGCCGUUGUCCAUUUCGUUUAAAAUUAUCUAGUGGAUGUCGGUUUCUCAGGCUGAGGCACUUGAGGAUAUUUCGUUGCGAGCCUUUAGAAAGAGUUGAAAUUCAUGAUGCCAUAGGUAUUGCAUCAAUUGAGUAUGACGCAAAGAUGUUUGGGCAGGUCUUGUUAAAGAACAUUGCAGAACCUGUUAGACUAUGUGUGACUUUGCAGUCUAAUCGUAGAACUUUGCAGUCUGAUCGUAGAACUUUGCAGCCUGAUCCUAGAACUCAAAUAACAUAUGUCCUUAGCACACUUGCAAAAGACUUUCCUCUAGUUGAAACUUUAUUAGUGUCCACUCCAUUUGUCCAGGUUGAUUUAAUACCUAAGCCCUUAACCACAUUUACUAGACUCAAGCAAUUGAAGCUAUUAGGUGUAAGAUUUAGAAAAAUCUUGCUGGACCUGACCUCUGCUUUUUUGGAGGCGGCUCCAUCAUUGGUUGAACUUGAGAUGGAUGUUUGCAGCUUGAUGCUUCUGAUUGUAAUGAUUUGUGGACGCCUUUGGUGGCGAGAAAAAAUUUCAUUUAGUGAAUUGGAACAAGAUCUGUACGCCUUUGUAUGCAGGUGGGUUAGGAGUUCACAAUCUCAUCCAGUUCAAUCGAGCGCUCCUGGGUAAAUGGUUGUGGAGAUAUGGUAGGGAGAGAGAGGCUUUAUGGCGGUUGGUGAUUGAUGCCAAAUUCCAGAGUCUAGAGGGUGGGUGGUGCUCGAAAGAGGUUUCGGGUUCUUUCGGAGUGGGUGUAUGGAAACAUAUAAGGAGGGGGUGGGAGAAAUUCCGCAACUUCGUUCGUUUUGAAGUGGGGAGUGGAUCAAAUAUUAGCUUUUGGAAAGAUUGGUGGUGUGGGGAUGGUUCCUUGAAGCAAUGCUUUCCAACUCUUUUUUCUAUAGUAAGGAACAAAGACGCGUUGGUGGCGGAUAAUUUGGUGGUUCAUAAUGGUGUAAUUCAGUGGAAUGUUCUUUUUACGAGACAAAUCCAGGAUUGGGAGAUGGACAUGGUCCUUUCUUUCUUCGAUCGAUUAUAUUCCACUUCGACUCGUCAAGGAGAGAGUGACAGAUUAGUGUGGAAUCCCUCCAAAAAAGGUUUAUUUGAGGUGAGAUCCUUCUACGAUGAGCUCAUUAAGGAAGAUGGCCCUUAUUUUCCUUGGAAGAAUAUUUGGCGUGUUAAGGCUCCAACAAGGGUGGCUUUCUUCGUUUGGUCAGCGGCUUUGGGCAAAAUAUUGACGCACGAUAACUUGCGUAAGAGGAAUGUAAUAGUAAUGGAGUGGUGUUGUUUAUGCAAGAAGAGUGGGGAGUCUAUAGAUCACUUGUUACUUCAUUGCGAGGUCGCCCAGGCUCUUUGGAGCUACGUUCUUAUUUUAUUUGGGGUUGAGUGGGUUAUGCCUCGAACGGUGUUGGAAUUGUUAAAGAGUUGGGGAGCGGCAAUGGGGAGUGGUCAAGCUACAGAGGCUUGGCGUUUAGCUCCUUUGUGCUUGCUUUGGUGUAUUUGGAGGGAGCGGAAUGCUCGUCUGUUUGAAGAUGUAGAGACAUCUAUGGUGGAGCUUCGGAAGCGGCUGAUCGAUACUUUAUAUUUUUGGAUAGUGCCACACCAUAGUUUGAGUGUAUUUACUUAUGUAGAUUUCUUAAAUUUAUUUUCUGUUCGACCCUGUUAGGGGCUUUCUUGUAUACCUCCCGUGUAUAAGGGUUGCGCCCCUCUGCGCUUUUUAAUAAAUUGCUAUUACUUAUCAAAAAAAAUGAUUUGUGGACGCCUUUUUUGUUUUUUUGUUUUUUUGUUUUUUUUUUGUGAUUAAUUC
This is a messenger RNA of Alnus glutinosa, 2607 nucleotides long. Its product is annotated as F-box/FBD/LRR-repeat protein At1g16930-like. The record is from RefSeq and is a predicted model, not a curated record. Gene Ontology annotation, molecular function: protein binding. NCBI's taxonomy places the organism in Eukaryota, Viridiplantae, Streptophyta, Magnoliopsida, Fagales, Betulaceae. Bases 132 to 1436 code for a protein of 434 amino acids. The transcript has 4 exons.